Molecule: messenger RNA, 1481 nt
Organism: Acyrthosiphon pisum (pea aphid)
Lineage: Eukaryota; Metazoa; Arthropoda; Insecta; Hemiptera; Aphididae
Product: KRAB-A domain-containing protein 2-like
Exons: 2
Coding region: 195-1388 (397 amino acids)
Biological process (GO): DNA integration
Molecular function (GO): nucleic acid binding
Source: RefSeq, a predicted model, not a curated record
AACAUUUUUAUUUUCAAUUUAGGUAUUUGGUGUGUUAUGAAGACCUUUUUGAUAAAAUUAAAGAAUUUCAUAUUAGGACAGGCCAUGGUGGUAAUGUAAAAUUACGGAAUGCGUUACAUGAUACGUAUUAUGUACCAAGACCACCAAUUGAUAUUUUUUUAACAGUAUGUGAAACGUGCAAUUGUAAAAAACCAAUGAAUAGGAAACUUGUAAUAAAACCUAUCACAACUGCAGAUUUUAAUGAAAGAGCACAAAUUGACUUGGUGGAUUUUCAGUCGGUACCAGAUGGCAAAUUUAAAUGGAUACUAAAUUACCAAGACCAUGCGACAAAAUUUGUAAUUCUAAGACCAUUAGAAAGUAAAAGAGCAACCGAAGUUGCUAAUGAGUUACUAUCUAUAUUGUUGACAUUUGGAGCUCCAAAAAUAUUACAGAGUGACAAUGGCCGUGAAUUUGUAAAUUCAGUAAUCAACGAACUUAAAGACCUUUGGCCAGAAUGUGUUAUCGUACAUGGUCGCCCUAGACAUCCUCAAAGUCAGGGAAGUAUUGAGAGGUCUAAUCAGGAUAUAGAACACAUGUUACGAGCAUGGAUGGCUGAUAAUAAAUCCAAGAAGUGGAGCGUUGGAUUAAAUUUUGUUCAAUUCCAAAAAAAUAGUUCAUUUCAUCGAACAAUUGGACGUAGCCCUUAUAAGGCUUUAUUUGGAAAUGACCCAAAAAUUGGACUAAGUACAUCAAAUUUGCCAUCUGAUCUAUUGAAAAAAUUAACAACAGAAGAAGAUCUCGAACAUAUAUCUCAGAUAAAGGAAAUUAAAAAACGCUCAAUUGCCUGCAGCAUUUGUAAAGUUGAUGUGGAUUUGCCACUAUCGGAGAUUGCUGAAAAUAAUGAAAUUAUUUGCCAAUUAUGCGAUUCAAGCAAAAAAAUACAAAUUCAACGUGAACUUGGACAUGAAGGUCAAAGUAUAGCUGCAGAGAAAAUGAUCAAGGGAAACAACAAAAAAACGGACGAUUUUGAAAUAAAUCAAUGUGUUAUAUUUGGAGUACCAAAAGUUGAUAGGGGACCUACAGAUCCCCCAAACAUAAUUUGUGUGAUCACGGAACAAAAAAAAAAAGGAUUACAUAAACUUGGGACAAAAUAUGGUUUACUCAAAGGAUGGUUCAGUAGUGAAUGUUUGAAAAAAUCAACAACUCAAUUUCUCACUACUGAUCAAGUUGAUAAAAAUGUUGAAUUUUCGGUGCGAGAAAUGAUUAAAAAAAUUUCAGGAGGGCAAGGAUUUUUGUCUUGUUCGUGUAAGGCAAAAAAUCCUUGCCAAUCAAGUAGGUGUGCUUGUUUUAAAAAUAAUAUGCAAUGUAACAGUCGAUGUCAUAAUCAAUCGUCGUGUAAAAAUAAAUAAUAAGGACAAAAUGUAUGUAAAGUUUAAGCCAUUUGAGGUAUGUUUAAGUUAAUCAAUUAAUUAUUUUGUUAGGUAAUAAAACAAUAGAGAAAU